AUGACUAUUGCUGAUUCUAUUCCCAUAUGGCUAGACUGUGACCCUGGUAACGAUGAUGCUUUUGCCAUUUUGUUAGCCUUAUUUCACCCAAAAUUUGAUUUACUCGGCAUUUCUACGGUAUAUGGAAAUGCCCCAAAUUCAAGUACAACUCACAAUGCAUUAGGGUUAUUAGAUGUAUUAGGGUCCGAACAAGAUCAGAUAAAGGUUUACUCCGGGGAAAACAAACCAUUAGUGAAGCCAGUUAAAUUUGCACCAGAAAUACACGGACCCACUGGUAUUGGUGGGGCAAAGUUACCGAAGACACCUAGAAUUCAAGAAUCAAAAGAUCAAACGUACUUGCAAGCUAUGAGAUCGGCCAUUUUGGAACACGCAGGUAGGAUAUGUGUUAUUUGUACCGGGACUUUGACUAAUAUGGCUAUUUUGAUAGAGACCUACCCAGAAGUAAAGUCUAAGAUUAGGUUUGUGUCUAUUAUGGGUGGUGCCUUAAAUAGAGGUAACGCUACCAAAUAUGCAGAGUUUAAUGUUCAUUGCGAUCCACUUGCAGCUUCUAAGGUUUUGAAUGAUGAAGAGUUGAGCGGCAAAACGAUAUUGGCUGGAUUAAAUAUUACCCACAAGGCAGUCGCUACUAUGGAAGUAAGAAAAAAUAUAUAUGACGUAACAAAUCCAAAAAAGGACUCUUCUAUAAGGAAAUUGUUCUACGAUAUUGCAAUGUUUUAUGCAGAAUCAUAUCGUGUUCAACAUAACAUAACCCUUGGGCCACCAGUUCAUGAUCCGUUAGCG
Messenger RNA from Debaryomyces fabryi, 780 nucleotides. RefSeq names its product trifunctional uridine nucleosidase/nicotinamide riboside hydrolase/nicotinic acid riboside hydrolase. The transcript has a single exon. Gene Ontology annotation, biological process: purine nucleoside catabolic process. Gene Ontology annotation, cellular component: cytosol. The annotation marks the transcript as partial. The record is from RefSeq and is a predicted model, not a curated record. NCBI's taxonomy places the organism in Eukaryota, Fungi, Ascomycota, Pichiomycetes, Serinales, Debaryomycetaceae. Gene Ontology annotation, molecular function: purine nucleosidase activity.